AUGGCUUUGUGGCCGCAUAGGCUACAAAGGGCUGCUACAUCAGCCCGAACAUUGGCUUCAACGCAGAGAGAUGCAGAGGUCAUAUUGGAUAUUUGCCAGGAGGUGUUGCCUUUUCUCGCAGCACACACGGAUUCAGUGCAUGAGGUAAAGGAGAAGAACCAGCGACUGCGCAGCAUCCUGAAGAAACUGCAUUGGCCGAGGCUACGGUCGUUUGAGGUCAACGGCAAGGUGCAUCACUUGCCUAUAGAUGCGCCAUGUGGAACAUCGCCUGCACAGGCUGCGCCUCCCACGACGACGCUGGAAUAUUUGACUGGAUUUUUUGAUGGUGAUGGAUGCGUAACUGCCGAUGGGAAAGCACUGUCAGGAUGCCGUGUGUCGGUGGGCCAGUCUGUGCAGAGAGCUGGCGUGCUUCUGCUGUUCCAAGAAAGGUUCGGUGGAAGGAUCAUCCGCAAUUGUGACGGUGUAGGACUCUGCCAACCAAUGCUGGCAUGGGGUGUGUGUGGAGAGCGUGCUAAGAGGGCAUCCCAUGCGCUAGCGACCCACAGCAUCACGAAGAGGAAGCAGCUUCUCCUUGCCGCUGACUGGCCGCAUGAUCGGCAUUGCCGAGUGGCGUUAACAUCUGAGUUGCAUGCUUUGAAGCAGCAAGAUUCCGCCACACCACGCCAGUGCACGCUGGAGUACUUUACCGGGUUGUUCGAUGCUGACGGGUGCAUUAAGAUUUCCACAAACGGUGCUCUUUGCUUGCAGAUUGGACAGAAGUUUGCAAGUGUCUUGCAAUGCUUGCAGGAUUUCUUGGCUCGGGACUUUGGCAUUGAUUCUCAGGUUCAAUCCUAUGGCAGUAUCACACGCUUCUACAUCAGUCGUACGUCAUCGUGUAAGCAUGUCCUGCAAGCUAUGUUGAGGGCAGGCCUGAGGUGCAAAGCAGAGCAGGCACAGCUGGCUUUGGGCCUCACAUCGUCGAAUGCAGCAGAAGUCCGGUCUGCCAUGUCUGAACUCGCUGGCAACCAGAGUUUCGGGAAGAAGCUGGAUGAGGAUGGCCUGCACAGAUCUCGAUUGAUUCGCAACGCACAUGGGCAGGCUAGACGGUAUGAGCGGCAAGGGAACUUGAUCGACACCCGCACGAAGUUGCAGGAAAUCACUGCUAUGAAAACCGAACACGAAAGAUGCAAUGCUAAGUUUGAAAACCUGCAGCUGAGCGAGUACAUCCGCAAGAUUCACCAUCGCCAUCGAGAAAGCCAUGUCAGCCAGGACGCUUCCCCUUGUUGA
Symbiodinium sp. CCMP2592 is the source of this 1266-nucleotide messenger RNA. The record is from the annotation of a GenBank genome assembly. NCBI's taxonomy places the organism in Eukaryota, Dinophyceae, Suessiales, Symbiodiniaceae.